ACCUUCUCUCUUCCAAUCCAGACAAAGGGAGAGGAAGGCAGAUCACCGGUGGCGCGCGCUGAGCAUCUGAGCACCUUGGAGACGCCACUGAUUUGAUCCGACGCGCACGGCCACCGGCACGCACGCCCUCCCGCUCCACCUGAACGCUGCAGGUCGGUGAAUUGUCCUGUUCGGAGGCCACGGAGCCCAGAUUCGGUCGCAGCCAGAACGCCGUGUUCCCAUGAUGUCAUACCUGUGGAUUCUGCUCUUAAGCGGCUUGUUGGCUUCAAGCGCCAAGGCACAAGACGACGUAGACACAGCAGUCGAGGCCGUAGGAGACCCUGAGACCCCAGUAGACGACGCUGAGCCAGAAGUCAAUGCGGAGGAAACACCUGCAGAACCUGCAGCUGAUGACGCUGAAGCAGAUUCUGCAGCUGAUGACGCUGAAGCAGAUUCUGCAGCUGAUGACGCUGAAGCAGAUUCUGCAGCUGAUGACGUCGAGGCAGAUUCUGCAGCUGAUGACGUCGAGGCAGAUCCUGCAGCUGAUGAUGCUGAAGCAGAUCCUGUAGCUGAUGAUGCUGAAGCAGAUCCUGUAGCUGAUGAUGCUGAAGCAGAUCCUGUAGCUGAUGAUGCUGAAGCAGAUUCUGCAGCUGAUGACGUCAAAGCAGAUCCUGUAGUUGACGACCCCCAACCGGAUCCUGACAGCGCAACAGAACCUUCUCCUGUAGUUGACGACCCCGAACCGGAUCCUGACAGCGCGACAGAACCUUCUCCUGUAGUUGACGACCCCGAACCGGAUCCUGACAGUGCGACAGAACCUUCUCCUGUAGUUGACGACCCCGAACCGGAUCCUGACAGCACACCAGAACCAUCUUCUGUGGUUGACGACCCCCAACCUGAUCCUGACAGCGCAACAGAACCUUCUCCUGCAGUUGACGACCCUAAACCGGAUCCUGACAGCGCAACAGAACCUUCACCUGUAGUUGACGACCCCGAACCGGAUCCUGACAGCACACCAGAACCUUCUCCUGUAGUUGACGACCCCCAACCAGAGCCGGGCAGUGUGACAGAACCUUCCUCUGUAGACGAAGAAGACACACAACCGGCUGAAAAAGCAAUCAAAGGUCUAGAAGUUGAGAUUAUUGGAUCACAUAAUCCUGUACAGAAUGCACCAUAUGAUGAGCCCACACCAGAAACAGACCUGGAGGGGGGACCAGCUGAUUUUACUACUAUCAAUAUAAACAAUGAACUUGAUAAGAUAAUUCCAAAUGUCCGACAAGGAUCGAGGUCAUAUAUACCUUCAGAUGGCGAAGAUGCUUUAUCGAACUCCGACACAGAUUCUAAAAUCAGUCAACAUGAAGGCCAGACUGCUGGCUCCCAAGGCGGUGAUCAACCUCAAGCCCGGGGAGCUAGCUCCACCACCCUAGCAGGCAUCCUGUGUGCCAUUGGUGUGGCUGCCGUGGGAGCAGUCGCCGGGUACUUCACCUACCAGAGGAAGCAACUGUGCUUCAAGACCGGACCGGAAGCUGAUCCAGAAGCCGGACGCAAAGCCGAUGCAGCAGAGGCUCAGUCAGAUCCCCAGGUCCUUAACACGCUGCUGAAGUCAGACCAGCAAUGAGAAUCGAACCCCGAAGACCAACGGGCAAGAAGCAGAGUUUAUCCUCCAUCCUCUGUAGAGCUGAGACUUAAUGAGGCCUCAAAGUAGGGGCUGUGUGUGUGCGUACGUGUUUGUGUGUCUGGGUGGGUGGGUGGGGGGGGGGGUCUGGGGCAGGGGGUGUUAAAGGAUAAAUACAUUAAUUGUAUAUGAACCUUCUGAUUGUGAGAAAAAAUAAAUUUAUUCAAAUAAUUGGUCAGAUUUUCUACCUUAAGCCAAAUCUAGCAAUGUUUAUUCCGAGUGGCCAUUAGAGAGAUUAAAUCUCACAUUUCGUGUGGCCAUAAAAUGGACACUCUACCUUUUUUUUUGUAUGGCUACUCUCCACUUCUGUUAAUUCAGUGUAAAUAUAAACUAGUGACAGAUGUUGAUGUUGUACAUGUUUACCUUUGUACUGAAUUCUUACAGGUAGAUUUUUUUUUUACAAAUUCUACCAUUAUUUGAGCCAUCCCAAUGACCAGUCAUAUAAGACAGACAUGUUUUUAUUUUUCACCUGUCAGCACAAGUCCAGGAUAGUUAGAUAACAAGGGGCUUCAAUGACUACCACUGUAAAUCCUGGACUGUGGCUGGAAAUAACACUAGAGAAUUAUAAUCCUGUGAUUCUGUAGAUGUUGUUAUACGGUCCAGCGUGUGUUAGAGGGCCAUUGAUGUCACUAAGUGUCUUUUUGUAUGGUGAAGGGUUGUAAUUGUAACUGUUGGGUGAACCGCCACUUCUCCUCAGACAGUUGAAUCAAUUAAAUCGAAAUUAGCGAACUACAGCAGCUCAAUCCUCACAGAUCGACUGAUUGGCCAAACUCACAAUUAGCUCCUAUUUCCCCCCGACAUGUAAAAUUUACUGACCUAUACUGUGUGAGUUGAAGCGGAGUCUAGUCCAACCCUUAUUUUGGUCAAUGACUGGAUGUUCAACUAUGAUGAACAAAUUCAAAAGAGGCCAUGAGAUGAUGUUUAAACAUUGUUCUGAUGUACUGUUGUAUGUGUCGGUCUAGUGGUGAUGCAGUCGUUUCUCCUAUAUAGUGCCUUUUUUUACUGAUACAGCCUGGCUUGACCAAUUUACAGACACACAGGAGGAGCUGUCACCUCGAAAAUGGAAAUAGUUAAACUAGUAUAUGAAUGUAUAAAAAAUAUUCUUAAGGAAAGCAUAUUUAUUAGUUCAUCAACCCAAAUGAAUUAAGUUUUAAUUACUUUUAUCUUCUCAUAGUUUCAUCAGUGAUACUCUCCUCACUGUGUGUCUCUCCCCUUGAACCAGCCAGUUGCUGUUACGCCGUUUUUUUUAAAUGUCUUUCAUUCACACUGUAUCUCCACCUUACAAACACCCUUGGCCUGUGAUUUAAAUAGGAGUCUAGCAUUCAGCGGUGGUGCUUCAGAAACGCGUGAGUCUUCAGUCAACUUGUUUGCUGUGGUAUUUUGUGAUUUUUUUUAAACGUGAAAUGCCCAGAAGCAGCGCUACUGCAUUCAAAAGAAGAGUUUGAUCCUGCUACCAUAGCACAAACAUAUGGAUUUCUGAAUGUCUUUUUGUUGCCUUGCAGUUUUGUACUUGCUCUGCUCCCUUUAAACUUCCGGUAGAGUUAGAAAAGACGCAUAGUGCAGCAGUUUAUGUAACGUGUGUUAAUUGUAAAGAACCAUAUAGCUGCAAUACAGGACAGAGACUGUUGCUAACAGCCUAGCCUCGAACUAAGACAUAUAAAUAAUCUGUGAUGUCACUUAUUGAUUAAUUCUACUGUAUGAACUGUGGGCUGGACUUGAGUCAAAGCUCUAAAAUGCCUUCUUAUGGAGUAAUCUGUGAACAAGUGGAAAGUGUGCCUGGAACCUUUUACUGCACCUGCUACACUGGCACCGGCUGAUAAUGCACAAAAAACACAACACCUACUAAAUCGUACAAGGUUAAGAAACAACCACAGAUGCCUUCAAAGUGGAACAUUCCCCUUUUAAGGCAGCUCCCGCAUUCACUGAGUGCCGCAGGAAUCAGCGUAGGCACUCUGCUGCCUAGAGCACAAUAACAAACCCUACUCACACCGAUUAGGUUUAACGAGACUGAAACGACACUGUAGAUUGCGUUAAACAAAGUCAGGACUGCUUGUGUGCUACAUAUAGACAUCCUAACAUGUCGGAUUCCUAGUUAACACAAACCAGAAUGUAAAUAAAGGGAAUCAUUGACUUUUAGGGUUUUGAAGUGCACUUUGCAGACAAUGCUAGGGCAUCAAUCAUGGGACUGACCGGUCCUGCCUUAUACCACCUCUCGAGUGUUCCGCAGAGGGAAACAAUCAACAAUUUAGCAUCCGAACAGUGACUCAACCAGAGAUGUUUUGCAGGUGAUUGUAAGGUCACAAGAUUUGUAAUGUAUGGGGAGAAGCACUUUCUUAUCCUGUAUACAUCUUGAUUCAUUAAACAUAUUUAGACAAUUCCUUUUUUUUUUACUUAGACUAAAUUUUAGCCUUUUAUUUAAAUGUUCGUAUUGUGUUUUUAAUUUGUCUAGAACUUGUCAACUUAGUUUUUGUUGCCUGGCACUUCUCGAAUCGAGUAAAUAAUGUUUGACGACUUAAUUAAACAUUUUUGUGGGAA
Messenger RNA from Betta splendens (Siamese fighting fish), 4189 nucleotides. Its product is annotated as cell surface glycoprotein 1. The coding region runs from base 221 to 1597 and encodes 458 amino acids. The transcript is spliced from 11 exons. Lineage: Eukaryota; Metazoa; Chordata; Actinopteri; Anabantiformes; Osphronemidae. The record is from RefSeq and is a predicted model, not a curated record.